AUGGGAAUCCAGUUUGGAUCGUUCGACUCGAUUUGCGAAACAGCAGCGCUUGUCAUAUGUCCGCUUGUGGGCACUGAGCAGGGCAUUGAGCCUUCUUGCUACAGCAGAAAUGUCGAUGUUGGCGGGACUUUGAUCUUCCAACCCUCCACCUGCUUUAUUCAUAUCGUUGCGAUUAUAAUGACUGCUAUUAUGAUCUAUCAUAUACGAAGCAAAUACACCGCCGUUGGACGAAAAGAGAUUGUUUUGUUCUUUUGGAUAUACGCGGUUAUUCAACUGCUGGCCAUCUUUUUGGACUCUGGAAUUAUACCCACUGCGCACGAAAGCUAUCCGUGGUUCGCGGCGAUUUACACAGGCCUACUCGCUUCGGCGUAUGCGUGUAUACUGGUCAAUGCUUUUGUGGGAUUCCAGUUUGCAGAGGAUGGAACCCCACUCUCGCUAUGGUUCCUCCGUAUCUCCUGCCUUGUCUUAUUCGGCGUUGGUUUCUUUUUCGCCAUUGCUGUCUUCAAGGGUAUCGCCGGUUUCUCCUACAAAAAGCCGAUAGUUCUGUGGAUCAUAUACCUUCUUUGGCCGAUCGUUUGUGUUGCGAUCUAUAUCGUUUCGCAGCUCAUUCUCGUUUUCCGGACGUUGGAAGAUAGGUGGCCAAUUGGUGAUAUUAUAUUCGGGACAGCGUUCUGGGUCGUGGCAAUGAUCCUUCUAUUUGCUUUCAGCACGACCAUAUGCGAUGCCAUCCAACACUAUAUCGAUGGCUUGUUCUUCUCCGAACUGUGCAUACUCCUGAGUGUCAUGAUGGUUUACAAAUACUGGGACAGUAUCACGCGGGAAGACCUUGAGUUCUCUGUCGGUUCAAAAGCUACCGUUUGGGAAGUCAAGGACCCACUGCUCGCUGGUGGAUAUCAGGGCUCUUCUGCCGCUUCCGCGGCCGCUGGUGACUAUUCGGAGGAGGAUGUCGGAAGUUCAUAUCAUUACGCACCUCCUAAUGCCCAGUUCCAAUAUGGUGGAGGAGGAAAGACAGCAUCCCUAGUUGGGGGAAUUAGUGGGACUCAGCUGUACGACCGUAAGGCUUCUGGAGGAAGAGGAGGAUACCCGCCUGCGGGAGGAUAUUAA
Marasmius oreades (fairy-ring Marasmius) is the source of this 1104-nucleotide messenger RNA. RefSeq lists its product as uncharacterized. Bases 1 to 1104 code for a protein of 367 amino acids. The transcript is spliced from 4 exons. Gene Ontology annotation, cellular component: endoplasmic reticulum membrane. Lineage: Eukaryota; Fungi; Basidiomycota; Agaricomycetes; Agaricales; Marasmiaceae. Gene Ontology annotation, biological process: protein folding. The record is from RefSeq and is a predicted model, not a curated record.